AUGUCAUCCCCAGUGGUGCCCUAUUCCCAGUAUUCGCAAGUAUCUCCUGCCACGGGAUACAGUUAUAGAGGUGGUUUGGACUAUGAGAGCGAAUCGAUACGGACCCCCAUCACCACUGAUUUUACGUCUCAUGAUUCGAUCUACAAUAUCCGAAGUCUGAAUGUGAUGAUUUCGAAUAACUCCAGUUAUCUGGUCAACAGAACCAUGGUGAAUGAAGAUGAUGGGGCGUUGUUCAUCAAACCUGAAGAGUUCCAAACUAUUGCUCUCACCGUCAUAAGCACCAUUAGCAAUGGUAAUACCCAGGUUCAAGCCUCGACGUCCCUGAAGAGGCUAGAUGAUAUUUUCAUCACAAUUGCUGUCAACGAUAGGAGUACUGGUAAAGAGAUGUGGAGAAUCAAGAAAUCGUUGAACCAGUUGAUAGCCUUUGACAACGAGAUCAGACCUACGGUCGAGUACUUUGGUUUGCCUGUUCUUCCCGACAAGUCGUUGUUCUUUUCUACCACUCCCAAUAAGAUUGACGUGAGAAUCAGUGGUUUGCAGAAUUACUUCAACACCUUAUUUGUGAUGCCCCACAUCCCCCACUUAAUUCUUUUCAGAAUCUGCAAGUAUUUGUCGUUAGAUUUUGUGAAUCCUUUGGACGAAUUCAAGAGUGGUUCCAGAAAGGAAGGGUAUUUGGUCAGAAAGUACAAAGGCUUGGGCACCAGUUGGAAGGUGAGAUGGUGUCAAGUCGAUGGACCUGUGUUGGAGUUGUAUGACCAACCAGGAGGAUCCUUGUUGGAGCAGAUCAACUUGAAGCAUUGUCAAAUCGGCAGACAAUCUAACGAUUCAGUGGCCGAAGACAAAGGAUAUAGACAUGCAUUUUUAAUCAUGGAAAGCCACAAGAGUUCCAAAUUGUCGAACUCGUUUCCAAAGCAUUUCUUCUGUGCUGAAAAUGACUAUGAGCGAGAUGAGUGGGUCAAUGCAUUGAUAGACAUGAGUCUCGUGGUUGACUCGAACUCCACGUCGACUGCAAACUCCAUUAAAGAUGACAUUGCAGGGUAUAACGUAAAUUUUCAAACACCCCGAAACUAUGGCUCUGACUACCAGGAUGAACCGGAUUAUACGAACAAGACCAAAUCUCCAGUUCCUUCAAACGUGUCGUAUCAAACCAUGGACAGUCUUGAAAAAGAAAAGCCCACCGACAAAAAGGGUAAGAAGAGAAGCAUUUUCCCGUUCAGAACCAAGGGUUCUAACCCAAACUCUAGCACGAGCCAGUUGUUUGAUGCCAGUAAUCUUGUUGACAGUGACUUGAGCAAUGCUAUAGCGUCUUCCCCCAAUGCUAAUAGUUCGUUCACCAGCAAUUCAAGUCACCAGAACGGCACUUCCGCCACUGUGGUCGAGGACUCUAGCAUCCAACUGUACCUUGACAAGAUGGGACUAGAUGAACAGGUGAAUAAACUGAUUUUUGGCAGAGAACUAGUACAAGCGUACGAAAUUUCCCAUCACAAUUUUCUUGGAAGAGAGGUCCCCAGCAUCAUCUACCGGUGUAUUGAGUUUUUGUUGAAGACUGGAGCCGUGUACGAAGAAGGAAUCUUUCGAUUGAGUGGAUCUGCUUCAACUAUUCGACAGUUGAAAGAAGCGUUCAACAAGAAGUUUGACCUUGACUUGUUCGAAAAUGAAUUGAAACCCGACAUGCACACGGUUUCAGGAUUGUUGAAGACGUACUUGCGGGAGUUACCAUCACCCAUCGUAUCUGACAAAGGAUAUAGUGAUUUGAGAAACAUUGUGAUGAACAACGGCAACACCGCUGCCACGUCGUUGAAAUUCAAAGACUACUUCAACAAUCUCAACAACCUCGACCGAGUGUACUACGACACCAGUUACAUUGUGUUGAAGUUUCUUAAGGAGAUCAUCAAUAACAAAGACUCAAACAAGAUGAACUUGAGGAAUGUGUGCAUUGUGUUUGUUCCCACCCUUAACAUCUCACUAGAUGUGAUGAGCUUGCUCUUGAUUGACUUCAAUUGCAUUUUCGAGGACGGGGAUCCUAUCCCUGAUAACCAAAGAGAAGUGUUGGAUUUGAAUAUCCCUAGCUUCUAGUUUCAAUUCUGUAUUGUAUUAUAGUUUGUUAAAUGCAUAGCAUUUUCUGAGACAAAGCGCUCUUGCCCAUUGUGUACAUAUCUUUGUGCCCUUGUCCGUACCCCCUGGCCCAUCGAGAGAACCAUUACAAAAAUUGGUCAGGAAGAGUUCGAUAUGUUCAGUGUGCUGUGAUUCAUUCAGGACCAGAACUUCAAAGACCUCGUGUCGAAGGGUAUGUCAUUUAACGUCACUAUACUUAAACUUGCUUUUAGUUCACUUUUAAAAAGGUUUUAGUUUAAUUGAUGCAAUAUGCAACCUUGUAUACCGAGAGAGUACAAAAGCACAAGUAAAAUUGUAGGUCAUUGGGGACUAGUCUUCACGGAACACAACAUUCAUAAUAAUCAAUAGGUUCUCCAACAAUAACAGUAAGUGGUGGGUUUCCAGGACAAGUGCUAUUAUGCAAUCUGAACGUCGUCCGGAAAAGGAGCUGCGUAUAAACCAAACCAUACAAACUUUAUUUUUUUCGUAAGAUAACGUUUAUUUAAUUUUUUCCAAAUUUCACCGAAAAUAAGGAUAUUCAAUGGACGUUUGGAAUCAGAAUUGAACAGUUAAGGAUUUCAUUAGAACAGCAAUAAUCAAAAAGCUAUUGUUCGCUUAUUAUAAUUGAGAUAGCCCGGACGCCUUCGCUGUUGCAGAACAAAGGAGCUUUUUCAUCUAUAUGCAUGCAGCGGAUUUAAAAAAAAGUCUGCGGGUCCAUUAUUUUUCUCCUUCACACACCGUUCACCACAAAUCCGGUGCCAAUGCAGUAUCUAGAGGCCAACUGUUAUCAAAAUAAUGUAGUUU
Yamadazyma tenuis ATCC 10573 is the source of this 2898-nucleotide messenger RNA. NCBI's taxonomy places the organism in Eukaryota, Fungi, Ascomycota, Pichiomycetes, Serinales, Debaryomycetaceae. The record is from RefSeq and is a predicted model, not a curated record.